AUGAUCGGGCUGGACACUGAUGGUGAUAUGCUGCUCCACGAGAUGGUUAAAACGGCAGGAUAUACAGAAAACAGUGAGAGAAGCAAUGCACUACCUCAUUUGCAACUCACCAGAGAGGAGCGCGAGCUGCUGAAUCUUGGCCUUAUGCCAAGGCUUGUGAGACGUCCCGAAACACAGGACACCGACAGGAAUCGAACGGAGGGGUCCAUCUCAACAAACACCAAGGGAAAGCAGGCAGAGAAGUCCACCUCGACAAACAUCCAGAGAAAGCAGGCAGACAAGUCUACAAAAACCAAGAGAAAGCAAGGGGACAAGCAUUCUUGA
Molecule: messenger RNA, 324 nt
Organism: Perkinsus marinus ATCC 50983
Lineage: Eukaryota; Perkinsozoa; Perkinsida; Perkinsidae
Exons: 3
Coding region: 1-324 (107 amino acids)
Source: RefSeq, a predicted model, not a curated record